CCUGGGGGGGGGGUGCCGGAGGGAACUGCCCACCCCACCCCUGUUUCCCGUUUCCAGCCCCUGAUAAAAUGCUCCGCUGCCUAGUGAGUCGCUUCAGUUGUCCUGGCAUGGGCGAUAGAUCCCGGAGCGAGCGGCGCUGAGAGAACCCCUGGACUGGACUGGCGCGUUGGCCGAAAAAACUGACAGACAGGAUGAAUUUCUUGUACCUCAUGGGUGUUUUCCUGGCUGUCCUUCCAAGCCUUCAUGGUGGUUCCUCCCUACGCUUCAUUGCAGUUGGAGAUUGGGGUGGACUCCCCAAUGCACCUUUCUACACUGCUCGUGAAGCAGCUGUGGCCAAAGAGAUGGGGCGAACUGUUGCUUCACUGGGAGCUGAUUUCAUCUUAUCUCUUGGAGACAACUUUUAUUACAAUGGGGUGACUGAUAUGUAUGACAAGCGUUUCCAGGAAACUUUUGAAUCCGUUUUCCAAGCACCUUCACUGCGUAAAUUGCCCUGGUAUGUUGUAGCUGGAAACCAUGAUCAUUCUGGGAAUGUCUCCGCCCAGAUUGCCUACAGCAAAAUCUCCAAGCGUUGGCAUUUCCCUAAAUAUUACUACAAGCUGAGGUUCAAGGUGCCUGGCAGCAAUACUACUGUUGCAAUCCUCAUGAUAGACACAGUGACCAUCUGCGGUAAUUCGGAUGACUUCCAAAGCGAGCAACCCUUACGUCCUCAGAAUGUAGGCAUGGCCCGUAGCCAAUUGUCUUGGCUCCGCAAACAAAUGGCCAGUUCCCAGGAUGACUACUUGCUGGUGGCAGGGCACUACCCAGUAUGGUCUGUGGGAAAGCACGGCCCCACUGAAUGCUUGGUCAAGCAGCUUCAGCCACUGCUAUUGAAACACAAGGCCACUGCCUACCUGUGUGGCCAUGAUCACAACCUGCAGUACCUACAGGACAAAGGUGGCAUAGGCCAUGUGCUAAGCGGAGCAGGAAACUUCAUGGAUGACUCCAAGCAACACCUCUACAAAGUCCCAAAUGGUUACCUACGCUUCUUCUAUGGGCAGCCCUCUUCCCAAGGAGGCUUUGCCUACUUUGAGAUCGAUGGCAAAGAAAUGCGAAUCUUCUAUAUUGAGGCCAGGGGCAAGUCUCUUUACAAGACUUCACUACCCAGGCGGAGACUAAUCUAAAAUUCAGACAGCGGUUUUGCUGACUUCUGCAUUAGAUACUGUGACUCAGAGAGAGAGGCACUGGUGGCAUCUCUGGCUCACACAUACCCUCGCUUCUUUCCAUUAAGUUGAGAGCUGGCAAGUAUAAGAAGGGGAAUUAAUGAAAGUUCGUGUUACUUUUUCUCAUAUUUUGAGAGUCACUCCUGUUGGAACCCAGUAACCUUUCUCUAUUCAACAUUCCCAGUGAAUGUAACCUCUGAAGUUCCAUGGGUAGGCUUGGGGCUCCUGCCAUUCCUUGACAACCGUAGAUCAAGAAUUGUCAAUGAUCCAGCUCAUUUACUGUAUGGACAGUGAUUCUGAACAGUAGUACAGUUUAGUUUUUCAGGGUUUUAGGAUAGGCUAAUAAUAGGAGCUGAAGGCUUAGCAAUAUCAGCCAGUGGUAUAACUCCUGUCUAGUUUAACCCCACUCUUAUUCCUGGAUAGUGUCACAGUCCUGCUGUAUGCACACUCUAUUGCUAGAUAACGUAUGGCGGCGGGGGGGGGGUUCCGUUGGCAGUGCUUUUAGCAUCUACUUGUCAUGCAUACAUAAAUAAAGGUGCCAAUUAUUGAGGCAUGGACAACACCGUAAUAAUUUCUCCAAGCUUUCUUCAACACUGUAAAGGAAAAGUGAGGACAGUUCUUUUAUUUGAUUAUGUAGUUUGUCUCAGGAGCAUGGUAAAAGCCUGAGCUUGUCAUGAGCAUACUCUAGAAGCAAUAACUGGACCUAAUGAUGCCACCAACUCUAAAUAAAUUAAUAUGCUGCCAGUUUCAGGUGAAGAUAGUGGGAUUCAACAAGCUGAAGAGUAGGGCAGAAAUUAACUUUUAACACCUGAAGUUUGAAGUGCUGGAGAAGGGAUUAAAUUGGAUUCAAGAAUAACAAAGACUUUAUUAUCAUUCUCCUGCAAUGCCACUUUAGGAUUGUACAUCCAUUUUUUCUGUCAGACCAUUUUAGGUUCACAAUUCAGCACCCUGUAGUAUGAGUUUAAGUAGUGUAGCAAGGAGCUUCCCUCCUCUUUGCAUGCAAGUCCUAUAGAGCAGGAGAUAGUAAUGGCUAAGGAACAACAGUAUACAGGACAUCUCUUGCAUGUGUUAGAUAUUAUACUGUUUAGCCAAAUCAGGGCAUUGGAUUUAAUGGUUCAUUUACCUAUCCAAGGAGUUGAUGCCCCAAUGCUUCAGAUUUAAAGAAUAUUAUGACAUGCCUGCCAAACGGUUAGGAGAUUUUUCUGUAUUCUAAAUCUGACUAAUGAUGAUUUUCCAUUGCAAAUACAGUGAGUGAAUGAACACCAUGCAUGAUAAUGCAUCAUUUCCUUUUCUUGUGUCUUAUCUGUUUUUUGUUUGAUUUGCCAAAAAUUGGGAAAAUUCAGUUUCCUAUGAGAUUUAUAAUUCUUUACCACCAGAAUUCAAUUUUAUUCUCUAUGUAGUGUCCUUAAUUUGCUUUAUAAGAGAAUACAAUCUUCUCAUUUUUUUCUUGCAAAUGAUUGUUCAAUAAAUGUCUUAUGAAUAA
This is a messenger RNA of Pantherophis guttatus, 2682 nucleotides long. RefSeq names its product acid phosphatase 5, tartrate resistant (gene ACP5). The record is from RefSeq and is a predicted model, not a curated record. Gene Ontology annotation, biological process: bone resorption. NCBI's taxonomy places the organism in Eukaryota, Metazoa, Chordata, Lepidosauria, Squamata, Colubridae. Gene Ontology annotation, molecular function: acid phosphatase activity.